AUGCCCAUUCAACACCACUUUACACGUGUUGAAACGAUUGCUCUUCCCUCGGACAUUGGAGUACCUCCAACUAUCGGAUGGAACUGGGCGACUGGAGUUGCACAAAGUCUUUUCAUUAAGAAAGGAGAAGAAAAUAAUUCUCUUGAUAUAAAGAUGACAACCUCUCCGAUGGGUGAUUAUUGGAGAAAAACUCAUUACGGUUUUAUUCAUGAUGAUGGAAACUUUUUAUAUUUAAAUCGUGAGGAUUUCAAGACCAAUCAUAAUUUUGAAAUUCAAGUAAAAUUUAAAGGAGAUUAUCAAAAAUUAUAUGAUCAAGCCGGUAUUAUGCUACGAGUCAAUGAAAAACAAUGGAUCAAGACUGGCAUUGAGUUUGUCAAUAAUGUAAAAUAUGCAAGUGCUGUUGUUACAAGAGAGUUCAGUGACUGGUCAACUAGUCCAGUAAAUUUUGAUAGCGACUCAUCAUGGUUUACUAUUCGUGUGGAGUUAGUGAAAGGAGAUGUUAGAGUUGAAUAUAGCCUUGAUGACGGAGAAACUUUUCAUUUGCUUAGAAUUGCUCAUCUUUUUGACAAGAGUUCAGAAAGUGAAAACGACAUUUUGCAAUUAGGAAUUUUUGCUUGCUCUCCCACGAAUGAAAAUGGUUUAUCAGUUGAAUUUAAGGGCUUGUUAAUUAAGAAAUUAACAUUGUAA
Molecule: messenger RNA, 687 nt
Organism: Naegleria fowleri
Lineage: Eukaryota; Heterolobosea; Eutetramitea; Acrasida; Naegleriidae
Exons: 1
Coding region: 1-687 (228 amino acids)
Source: RefSeq, a predicted model, not a curated record